Klebsormidium nitens is the source of this 1117-nucleotide messenger RNA. Lineage: Eukaryota; Viridiplantae; Streptophyta; Klebsormidiophyceae; Klebsormidiales; Klebsormidiaceae. The record is from the annotation of a GenBank genome assembly.
CCCAGAGUGACCCUUGGAGACCAGUCAGUCUAUGAAGCCCAGGUCGUGGGGUACGACGAGGACAAGGACGUGGCCGUUCUGCACAUUGACGUGGAGAACGAGGACCUCCGGCCGCUCUCCGUUGGGAGCUCGGGCGACCUCCUAGUCGGACAAAAGGUGUACGCCAUUGGGAAUCCGUUCGGUCUGGACCAUACGCUGACCACUGGGGUAAUCAGCGGCCUGCGGAGAGAGAUCAGCUCUGCUGCCACGGGGCGACCCAUUCAGGACGUCAUUCAAACGGACGCCGCCAUUAAUCCGGGCAACAGCGGGGGCCCCUUACUAGACAGCAGUGGCAACCUGAUUGGAAUCAACACCGCCAUUUAUUCCCCAUCCGGGGCGUCGUCCGGUGUCGGGUUUGCGAUUCCGGCUGACACGGUGAGCGGCAUCGUGGACCAGAUCGUGCGGUUCGGCAAGGUGACGCGGCCGGUGCUGGGCAUCUCGUUUGCGCCGGAGCAGGCCGUCGAGCAGCUCGGGGUGCAGGGAGUGCUCGUGCUGGACGCGCCGCGGGGAGGGCCCGCGGGAAAAGCGGGACUGCGGCCAACGACUCGGGAUGACUACGGUCGCCUCGUGCUAGGAGACGUGAUCACGUCAAUCAACGGACAGAGAGUGAAGAACGGAAGCGACUUGUAUAAGAUACUGGACCGGUGUAAAGUGGGCGAUGAGGUGACUGUCGAGGUACUGCGGGGCAAUUCCUCAGUCAAGGUGCCCAUUAUUCUGGAGGCCAAGGACUAAAUUUCCGACUCACCUAUUUCUUGCGCCCCGCACCAGCGGCAAGGAGGCUUGCCUCGCCCCCUUCAUACAUGUUGCAGAUUAUAGAAGUCCGCAGGUCUACCCACGGUAUUUCGAGAAUGAACAUAGGCUGAGGUGCUGAUGUCGCCCCACUGAAAGAGUUUCCGCUGCAUCCGUAAAGGCCAAUCCAUGACUUGGCCCUUUGGGUUUAGAAUCGAGUUGCUCAAGUUUUAAUACAGAGACGUGGGCUAAAUCAGCUGCAGACCAGAAUCUGAUCACCCUUCACCCUCGAGCCUACAUUGAAAAUAGCUUAUUGUGGGUUUCACUGUCCAGCGAUCAUACAUGCAAG